GCAGCAUGUAGAGGGGACUGAGGCAGCUUGGCCAUAUUGUGCACCAGUUCCUCUCAUCUCCUCUCAUUCCUCCUCACAGCGGCUGCGUCACACGUUAAGGCGCUUGUGUGAAUGACACAAUCAACAACACACGGCCCCGUUUAAGGAGGGAAAACCACUGCAGAAAUAAAGUCUAUUUUUCAAAACAAUUCGCUCGACUGACAAGGUUGGUGUGCGCACAAAAUGGUUAAACUGGGAAAUAAUUUCAGUGAGAAAAACAAUGGGAAGGUGGCUUCUGAAGACGGAUUUGACACAAUUCCCCUCAUCACACCUUUAGAUGCCAGCCAGCUUCAUUUCCCUCCGCCAGACAAGGUGGUGGUGAAGACAAAGGCGGAUUAUGACGGCGAGACCAAGAAGGGCAAGAUCAGAUCUCCCAAAAUCGCAGAGUUCUCAAUAAGCAUCAUCGAAGGCGUGUCCGAGCGACUCAAAGUGACCUUGCUGGUGAUCUGUGCUCUGGCCUUCUUGGUGUGUGUGGUGUUCCUGGUGGUCUACAAGGUCUACCAGUAUGAGCAGCCAUGCCCUGACAGCUUUGUCUAUACGCAAGGUCGUUGUAUGCCAGCUGGGAUGUACGGCGGCAACUUCCCCCACCAGGGCCCGGGGAGCCGCGGGCGCCUCUUCACCCUCAUCAACCACUACAACAUCGCCAAGCAGACCAUCACUCGGUCCGUCUCGCCGUGGAUGACCAUCAUGUCUGAGGAGAAGGUCACCCAACAGGAGACGGAGACGGCGCAGAAGCUGGCCUAACCGAUCGGGCGUGGCCUCGCCCGCCGAGGGGGGAAUCAAUAAUAUGGUUGUGCCAUUCAAGCAAACUCAAGUCCUGCUUCUAAACGUGCCCGAGGUGCUGCGCUGCCUUCAAGGUCGGCUGAAUGUGUGGAAAUUGGGGUCACGUUUACAGCAAGAUGAGCCUUCGGCUGGCUUUGUGGUUUGUUUGAAUAGCAUAUGCUGUUAUUUAUUGAUACACAGCUGAGUGGCUUA
Molecule: messenger RNA, 1014 nt
Organism: Syngnathus acus (greater pipefish)
Lineage: Eukaryota; Metazoa; Chordata; Actinopteri; Syngnathiformes; Syngnathidae
Product: neuronal vesicle trafficking-associated protein 1-like
Exons: 5
Coding region: 223-783 (186 amino acids)
Biological process (GO): G protein-coupled dopamine receptor signaling pathway; clathrin coat assembly; endosomal transport
Cellular component (GO): endosome; membrane
Molecular function (GO): clathrin light chain binding
Source: RefSeq, a predicted model, not a curated record